Messenger RNA from Betta splendens (Siamese fighting fish), 2448 nucleotides. RefSeq names its product zinc finger protein GLIS1-like. The record is from RefSeq and is a predicted model, not a curated record. Gene Ontology annotation, cellular component: nucleus. The transcript has 3 exons. Gene Ontology annotation, biological process: regulation of transcription by RNA polymerase II. NCBI's taxonomy places the organism in Eukaryota, Metazoa, Chordata, Actinopteri, Anabantiformes, Osphronemidae. Bases 555 to 1469 code for a protein of 304 amino acids. Gene Ontology annotation, molecular function: DNA-binding transcription factor activity, RNA polymerase II-specific; RNA polymerase II cis-regulatory region sequence-specific DNA binding.
GCUAACGGGGUCCGUACGGCGCGUGGAGCCAGUAGCAACAGCAUGAGCUGCUUUUGUGCUAGUGGUGGGACGCUGAAGAGAGAACCAGACCCAAUGCGGAGGGAGCUCUGCAGCUAGGUUCAAAUAUUAUUACUGGGAGCCACCUAAGACUAACACAGGAGCGUAACAAGCACAGCCGUUAAAGUGAUGUGUCGAGAUUAACGACGCGCUGCGGAGCAGCAGCACAAACCCCUUUUCUUUUUUCAUCCACCUCUACAGGAAAGAGAAUCUUAAACAUCUGAACGGUUGAAAAUGAAGGAUUCACAGGCUCGAGUGGAGAGACAGAGCCCGAGAGAUGAGUGACCACGCCGCUCCUUGGAAGCAGUAACAGAAGAUCACGCAUGCGGAGUUCGCCAGCGGAUCAGCUUCAACCUAAUUCGAUUUCACCCGAGCUCCGAGAGAUGCCGCGCACGGCUUUUGCCUCCGAUGGAUUCGUGAAGCUGUUCCAAGAAGGCCCUCGUCCAACCUCUCGCUGAAGCUAAGCCUCGAGUCCCGAGCAGAGCGUGGGGGCCAGGAUGUGGCCCCCGGACGUGGGGCCCCCGGACGUCCAGCUGACGCUUCCCGGCUUCGCGAGCGUGUUCGAGGAUGCGGAGGAGCUCCAGGCGCCGCUGGCCUCCGGUGGGUUCUGUCAGUCCGUCCCCUCCGGAGGCCUGUGCUGCCUUCCCAGGACGCCGCUGCCGCCGCCGUCCUUGGGCCGGGACCUCGCCUCCUUGCUCGGCUGCAAGACCAAUGGCUCUCACGUAGACAAGAGCAUGGAGGCCUUCGCCACCGCGGCGCACGCGGAACCCAGAGUCGUCACAGAGAGGUUCAGUUGUUACCCACAGCCCUCCCUCCCGUUGUCCUACACGCUCACCAACUGUGCCACCUCUGCUUCGUUCUGCCCACCCUCAUCCUCUCUGUCCUCUGCCUCCUCCCCGUCCUCUUUAUAUUUUGCCUCUUCCUUGCGUCCGUCCGAUGGCAGCCACAAAACGUCUCAGCUCAAGCUGCAAGAAGAGCAUCCCUCCAUAAAACAGGAGCCCGCCGACGACUUCUCGCCGUGUAAGAAGGAGGCGUUUCACGCCGGCGGCCAGCAGGGGGCGCUGUUCCACGUCCAGCAGCUGCUCCAAGCCCACGACGGGCGGGACCGAGCCCGGACCCCCGUGCAGUCGCUCGGGCUCAGCGGGCCCGUGGGUCCGGACCCCGCGGCGGACCCGCAGGAGCAGCCGUGCCACUGGAUCGACUGCAGCGCCGCCUACGGCAGCCAGGAGGAGCUGGUGAGGCACAUCGAGAAGGUCCACAUCGACCAGCGCAAGGGGGAAGAGUUCGCGUGUUUCUGGGCGGGAUGCGUGCGACGCCAUAAACCCUUCAACGCGCGCUACAAGCUGCUCAUCCACAUGAGGGUUCACUCCGGAGAAAAACCCAAUAAAUGCAUGCAGGUGCCUCCAGAGUGAGACGUGUUUACAUACGACCAGCAAAACACUGCAGCAACUUCAUUUAAUAGGAUUAGGAUUUUUAUCCGUUGGUGAAGGAGGAAGCGGUGAUGUCAUCAGAGAGAGGACGAACAGAAAAGGCCUUGUGGAAGAAGCGUUUUUUUACUUAUGAAGUACUGUAUGUGUGGACCUUUGACCCUAACCUGGUUUUUAAGAAGUAUAUAGAAGUAUUUUUGUGAUUUUUAACAUCUUUGUGGUUGAUUCUUCUGUUUUAUCUAAGCUCUGUCGCUGAAUAAUUGACCUUUGACCUCCCCUGACGCCGCUUCACUCUCCCCUUCUAUGACUUUGUUGUUAUUCUGAAGGGCUGGUGACAUGUGAGACACUGUUGACUCUGGUUUGUGUUAUGUUGUUUUAAAUUGUCCUGCUUUUCUUUAAAACAAUUGGCCCUUUGAAAACCAUAAAUAAAUAAAAGCAUGUUAGCGGGGGAGCCUUUUCUUUUUUCCUCUGGAGGGAGCAGUUGGCUGAGGGCUAAUAAAUAAAACAAAUCUAAUAAUGAACAUCACAAACAUGACAUAAUGAUGCAGAUGUUGGAGAAGAGCUACUAAAUCUAACAUUGCAGGCUGAACUCUAUCUGGUCUCUGAAUGUCACACAGUAACGUUCGUUUUGUAGCUUUUUCUAUUCAUUUUGCCCUGGUCCAUAAAAUAAAGGGACCAUUAUACACAUUAAACGGUGAAAGAAGACUGAUGCAUGCUGUCACGCUGGACAAAUGAAGAAUGUAAACUACAACCGAAGCCUAAACAAAAGCUGGGCUCAAAUUUCUGGUCCAACUUUUCACAAAUCUGUUUCUAUUUAGUUACAACUUCCUUUGGUCGAAUUUAUAGCAUUUCACUGGCACCGUCGCUUUGCUAAAGUAUGUUGUAUGCCUGUUGUAUUUUUGAAUUACUAACACUAAUAUGAGUUUUAUGAAGCUUUAUGAGUUUGUUCCUGGAGCUCAGAUGA